Molecule: messenger RNA, 808 nt
Organism: Eruca vesicaria subsp. sativa (arugula)
Lineage: Eukaryota; Viridiplantae; Streptophyta; Magnoliopsida; Brassicales; Brassicaceae
Source: the annotation of a GenBank genome assembly
AUGGCGAGCAACGGAGUGAAGGACACGAUGACGACUACGGCGGAGAAUGGCUUGAAUCCUAAGAAAAUCCUUGACCUCAACAGUGCGGAGCCAGAUGAUGACAUUCUAGACGGAGGAGGAGAAGUGAAGGGAUUAUCAGGAGAUUCUACUGAUGAGAUGAAGAAGAAGAAGGACGAAGCUGACUCUAAGAAGGCUACUGAUUCUGGGGAUGUAUCUCCCGUUGUCGUCGUCGAUGAUGAUGUUCAGAAGAAGAUUCGACGUGCUGAGAGGUUUGGCGUUUCUGUUAAGCUAACCGAAGAGGAGAAACGCAAUUCUCGUGCUGAGAGGUUCGGAACUGUAGCUGCAGCGGUGAAUGGCUCAGAGGGGACGAAGAAAGCUGAGGAGUUGAAGCGAAAGGCUAGAGCUGACAGAUUUGGGGUUCCUGCAUCAUCAUCCACUACUAAAGUUGAUAACACUGAGGAAGAGGCGAAGAAGAAAGCUAGGCUCGCUCGUUUCGGGAAAGAUGCUAAAGUUGAUUCGGGUGAAGAAGAAAGACGCAAAGCUAGGGCAUUAAGGUUUUCUUCUGAUUCAUCUUCGGAAUUACCUGGGAAGCUAAACAUUGGCAAGGAGGCAGCAGGAAACGCUGCAUAAGGUUCCUGAAUAAGGUUCCUUUUAUCUUUGUAGUUAGUAUCUUUAUUUAAGAGUCGAAGUUUGGUCGUGGAGGAAGCUUAUUUGGUCAUGCAAUGAUUCUCUCACAUGGACGGAAGCUAAGUUGUCACCAGAUGGAGAUCAUGAGAAAUCAACAAAGUAACCUAUAGUUCUGAUUGUC